UUCCCAUCUGCUCUUUCCAUCCAGUGCCGCAGCCGGAAAACCGCAGCGGCGGCGGCGGCCGAAGGGGAGCGACGCGUCCGGCCACGGGAGGGGUAGCGGAAAAUACGAGGACAAGCCCGAUAAGGCAGGAGCCGAGGGCCCGUGAUUUGCGGCCUCCUUCAGGUCGCUGCCUCGGCCGCGAGUUGCGCCGAGGAGGCGGGCGGGCGGGCGGCGACGGGAGCGCCGGAGCAGCGCCGGGCCGCGGGCGGCUCGCGCGCCGCAGCGAUUCUGACGUUUUCCGCGGCGGGUCCCGCAGCCGGAGGGGCGGCGGUGAGUGAGGCGGGGCGUGCGCGCUCCGCCAUGGCGGGGACACUGUCCGCGACGUGAUCGUCCAGGCUGCCCCCGCCCGAGCAUUCCGGGCCCUCGCAGCCGCCACCCUCCUGCGAGCCCGUGUGACUAAACGGAGACAAAGGGGAGGCGGCGGGGCAGACCGGGGCCGGAGCGAGCGCGGCCCGGUGCCGCCUCACGUCUAUGCCCGGGGCCGCGGCGGCGGGCUCGCGACGAGCACAGCUGAGCUUUUCCGUGCCCGGCACCCGGGAGGGCCGCGACCGGCACGGACGAUCUGAACUCCUCUCUCCGCCACACCAUGUGAAGGCCGUCGUCCUUCCAUCCCAACCAGCCGCCGUGAAAGAUGGGGGAUGCUGCAGACCCGCGGGAGAUGAGAAGGACGUUCAUUGUUCCAGCCAUCAAACCCUUUGACCACUAUGACUUCUCCAGGGCCAAAAUCGCCUGCAAUCUGGCCUGGCUGGUGGCCAAAGCCUUCGGGACAGAAAAUGUGCCAGAGGAACUUGGAGAACCAUUUUAUACAGAUCAGUAUGACCAGGAGCACAUCAAACCACCCGUCGUUAACCUGCUGCUGUCAGCUGAGCUGUACUGUCGUGCUGGGAGUCUCAUCCUCAAGAGCGAUGCUGCAAAGCCCCUCCUGGGCCAUGACGCCGUAAUCCAGGCACUGGCACAGAAAGGCCUGUAUGUCACUGACCAGGAAAAACUGGUAACUGAAAGAGAUCUCCACAAGAAACCCAUACAGAUGAGUGCACAUUUGGCCAUGAUUGAUACUCUAAUGAUGGCUUACACUGUAGAGAUGGUCAGCAUAGAAAAAGUAAUUGCAUGUGCUCAACAGUAUUCAGCCUUCUUUCAAGCCACAGAUCUGCCCUAUGAUAUUGAGGAUGCUGUCAUGUACUGGAUAAAUAAGGUAAAUGAACACUUGAAAGACAUACUGGAACAAGAACAGAAGUCUAAAGAGCACCACCCAGCUGAAGCUCCAGGAGGUCAAAAGUCUCCUUCCAAAUGGUUUUGGAAACUGGUUCCAGCUCGUUACAGGAAGGAACAAACACUGCUUAAGCAACUGCCUUGCAUUCCAUUGGUGGAAAACUUGUUGAAGGAUGGGACAGACGGCUGUGCACUAGCUGCCCUCAUUCACUUCUACUGCCCUGCUGUCGUCCGCCUAGAGGAUAUUUGUUUGAAAGAAACUAUGUCUUUGGCCGACAGUCUGUAUAAUCUCCAGCUGAUUCAGGAAUUUUGCCAAGAAUACUUAAACCAUUGCUGCCAUUUCAGCUUGGAGGACAUGCUUUAUGCUGCAUCAUCUAUAAAGAGUAAUUAUUUGGUGUUCAUGGCAGAACUCUUCUGGUGGUUCGAAGUUGUGAAGCCUUCAUUUGUGCAGCCUCGUGUUGUCCGUCCACAAGGAGCUGAGUCUGCAAAAGACGUGCCAUCGGUUCCUGUCUUAAAUGCUGCCAAAAGAAACGUCUUGGACAGCUCAUCUGGUUCUGACCUCACCUCCAGAUACACACGUCCCCAGCCUCAUUCUUCAGCCUCAGGAGGAAUUAGAAGGUCUUCAUCUAUGUCUUAUGUUGAUGGCUUCAUAGGAACAUGGCCUAAAGAGAAAAGAACAUCGGUACAUGGCGUUUCAUUUGACAUUUCUUUUGAUAAAGAAGACAAUGCACAGAGCUCCACUCCAAACCGGGGAAUCAUCCGCUCUGUUAGUAACGAAGGGCUCACUCUCAACCACAGCCGUGCGUCCAAACACAUUAGGAAAAAUCUGUCCUUCAAGCCAGUGAAUGGAGAAGAGGAGGAGAGCAUUGAAGAAGAGCUCCAUGGCGACCCUCACGGUGACCUCAAAUCUUACACGCCUCCCAACACAAAUGAACUCAACUCUAAUGAGAAUACUCACUACAAGCUUCCAAAUGGGGCUUUACAAAACAGAGUGCUUCUAGACGAGUUUGGGAAUCAGAUAGAAACACCAAGCAUUGAAGAAGCAUUGCAGAUAAUCCAUGACACUGAAAACCCUCCUCAUACGCCUCGGCCAGGUCAGAUCGCUAAUGGCUUCUUUCUUCACGGUCAAGAUCUGAGUAUCAUGAAUUCAAAUACCAAGCUAAACCAGUCCAGUCCUGAUAACAUAACUGACACGAAAGGUGCCUUGAGUCCCAUAACAGACACUACAGAAGUCGACACUGGAAUUCAUGUUCCUUCAGAAGACAUUCCAGAAACCAUGGACGAAGACUCUUCCUUGAAAGAUUAUACUGUUAGCUUAGACUCUGACAUGGAUGAUGCGUCUAAAUUUCUUCAGGACUAUGAUAUAAGAGCCAGCAACACCAGAGAGGCCCUGAGUCCUUGCCCAAGUACCAUCAGCACCAAGUCUCAGCCCGGGAGCAGUGCCUCCUCUAGCUCUGGGGUGAGAAUGACCAGCUUUGCGGAGCAGAAGUUCAGGAAGCUGAAUCAUACUGAUGGGAAAAGCAGUGGGAGCAGCUCGCAGAAAACGACACCCGAAGGCUCAGAACUGAACAUUCCUCACGUGGUUUCUUGGGCUCAAAUUCCAGAAGAAACAGGUGUCGCCCAAGGUCGGGACACCACCCAGCUUUUGGCUUCUGAAAUGGUGCACCUUAGGAUGAGACUAGAGGAAAAGAGACGUGCAAUAGAAGCCCAGAAAAAGAAGAUGGAAGCUGCUUUUACCAAACAGAGGCAGAAAAUGGGAAGGACGGCGUUCCUCACCGUGGUGAAGAAGAAAGGCGAUGGGAUCUCCCCUCUUCGUGAGGAGGCCGCAGGUGCCGAAGACGAGAAAGUAUACACUGACAGAGCCAAGGAGAAGGACUCCCAGAAAAUGGACGGACAGAGGAGCAAGUCUUUAGCAGACAUAAAAGAAAGCAUGGAGAACCCUCCAGGCAGAUGGCUGAAGUCCCCAACCACGCCUGUUGAUCCUGAGAAGCAGUGGAACCUGACAAGCCCUUCAGAAGAAAAUUUAAAUGAAGGAGAAAUUUUAGAGUAUACAAAGUCCAUUGAAAAGCUAAAUUCAUCCCUGCACUUUCUACAACAAGAAAUGCAGCGCUUGUCCCUUCAGCAGGAGAUGUUAAUGCAGAUGAGAGAGCAGCAGUCUUGGGUCAUUUCACCACCACAGCCCUCUCCACAGAAGCAGAUCCGUGACUUCAAACCUAGACAGGCAGGCCUGUCGUCAGCUGCUACACCGUUCUCUUCAGACUCCCCACGCCCCACUCAUCCAUCGCCACAGUCUUCUGGCAGGAAGAGCGCGUCUUUUUCUGUUAAAAAUCAAAGGACUCCAAGGCCAAAUGAAUUAAAAAUAACUCCUUUGAACCGAACCUUGACACCUCCUCGGUCUGUAGAUAGUCUCCCUCGGUUAAGGAGGUUUUCCCCGAGUCAGGUUCCCAUUCAGACACGGUCAUUCGUAUGUUUUGGUGAUGAUGGAGAGCCCCAAAAAGAGCCCAAACCGAAAGAGGAGAUUAAAAAGGAGCCCUCAGAGUGCAAAGAGACUUUGGGACCUUGCGACCAUAAUCCUGGGGAGAAGGAGAUUAAACCUGUUGAAUCAACAGUGUCUGAGGUGUUGUCACAGCCUAUCACAGAGACUGUGUGUGUGACACCUAAUGAGGACCAACUGAGUCAGCCCACAGAGCCACCUCCUAAACCCGUUUUCCCACCUACUGCUCCUAAAAAUGUCAAUCUGAUUGAAGUUUCUCUGUCUGAUUUAAAACCCCCUGAAAAGGCUGAUGUAUCUGUUGAGAAGUUGGAUGGAGAGAGUGAUAAGGAGCAGUUUGACGAUGACCAGAAAGUGUGCUGUGGCUUCUUCUUUAAGGAUGAUCAAAAGGCAGAGAAUGAUAUGGCCAUGAAACGAGCAGCUUUGCUGGAGAAACGGUUGAGAAGAGAGAAAGAGACGCAGCUUCGGAAGCAGCAACUGGAAGCAGAAAUGGAGCAUAAGAAAGAGGAGACGAGACGAAAAACUGAAGAAGAACGUCAGAAGAAAGAAGAUGAGCGAGCACGGAGAGAGUUUAUUAGGCAGGAAUACAUGAGACGAAAACAGCUGAAGCUAAUGGAAGACAUGGAUACAGUAAUCAAGCCUCGACCUCAGGUGGCCAAACAGAAAAAACAGCGGCCAAAAUCUAUUCACAGAGAUCAUAUAGAAUCUCCCAAAACACCAAUCAAAGGCCCUCCAGUCUCUAGCCUCUCUUUGGCAUCGCUGAACACAGGUGAUAACGAGAGUGUUCAUUCAGGCAAGAGGACGCCAAGGUCAGAGUCUGUAGAAGGCUUCUUAUCUCCAAGUCGUUGUGGCAGUCGGAAUGGCGAGAAAGACUGGGAAAAUGCAUCCACAACUUCUUCAGUGGCUUCUGGAACAGAAUACACAGGACCAAAGCUUUACAAGGAACCUAGUGCAAAAUCCAAUAAACACAUAAUACAGAAUGCUUUAGCUCAUUGCUGUUUGGCUGGAAAAGUAAAUGAAGGUCAGAAGAAAAAAAUACUAGAGGAAAUGGAGAAGUCAGAUGCCAACAACUUCUUAAUCUUGUUCCGGGAUUCAGGCUGCCAGUUCAGGUCUUUGUAUACUUACUGCCCAGAAACUGAAGAAAUCAAUAAACUGACUGGGAUAGGUCCUAAAUCUAUCACUAAAAAGAUGAUUGAGGGACUUUACAAGUACAAUUCUGACAGAAAACAGUUUAGCCACAUACCUGCUAAAACUUUAUCUGCUAGUGUGGAUGCAAUUACCAUUCAUAGCCACUUAUGGCAGACCAAAAGACCAGUAACACCCAAAAAACUCUUACCUACUAAAACAUAGGAGGCAGGAGUGCUUGCUUCAGAACCUUUGUGGUAAAUUUGUACUUCGUCUUUCCUGCCUAUAGAAAAUCUUUCUAAUUGCCAACAAGAUUUUUAUCAAUUAAAACUGGACCUUAACUCUGUUGUUGUGAACAACUGGAAUGUAAUCACAGUAUUUGGAGUGCAGAAGAUUCUUACUAGGGGAUAAGUCCACGUGAUGAAGGAAAUGUUUUGAUUCACAAACGGAGGUUUGUAUGUUACCAGGUUCGCCUGCCUGUGUUAGAGAACUUGAAGCACUGAAUUCUCAUGGACACAGUGGGACAUAAGCUUGAGGUGUGGCUAGAUGACAAUUAUGUGGUUUUUUUUUAACCCUGUACUAUGUGUGCACAUCUUCAAAUGGUUUUGUUGUUGUUGUCUCCUGUUCUCUCUCCUGGGGGUUAUUCUAAGCUGCCUUUGUGUUUGUUUUUUGUGGAGAUCAUGAAAGUAGAAAGUUCCCAGUGAGAAGUAACUUGCACCUUUCAUAUGAUGUUAAGAGAAACACUAGUGUUAGUUUUACAGUAGCCCUCAUGUUCUGAUGGUGUUACAGCGUUUGCAAAAAUCCUUCUAAGUAUUUACAUUCUGUAUUUAUUAUUCACACAAGUAUUAACAUUUCUGUAUUAGUAAGGAGCUGUUAUAAAAGCUGCUACUGGGUUCCCUGCAGACCACACAAGCUAACCCAGAGUAUCCUGUAAGAAGCUGCUGAUUAAAUCAGUACCGUUUCUACACCACUUAUGGCCAACUCAGAAUAAAUUAGAUUGUACUUUUAACAACGACAAUAACAAACCCCUUUCUAUUUCUUUUAAAGUACGUCGCUUUACAAGCUGGCAGAAGUGAGUGACACAUGAGUGCUGCCUUUCAGUAUGGAGAUGUACGGCUUCCUGGGCAGCUCCGGAGGCCUUUAUAUUUAUAACUGAUAGAGAAAUUAUAUUUAGAAUUUUUAAACAUGCACAAAGGGCUACAUUUUGAUUUGAAAGUAGCUUCAUGUUAUCUUACUUAUACUGGGUUUUCUUUCUUUUUAAUCCUUUUCCAGUGGAACAGCUUAGAUUAAGGACACACUUGAAAUCUCCUCUACACGAUCUUUCUUCUUUAGCAAGCAUACCAGAGGGUUAGUUGGGGGAAAACUUCAUUCUCAGGAAAAGACUUGAAUGAUUGAUUGUGUGACCUUUAUGUUUCAGUGUUGUGACAGCGUGUACACUAGUGGGGAAGACAUUGUCUCUAAGUGAGAGUAGUUUGUUUUCUUUCAUGAGAUAGAGAUGAAAUGUGUACAUUUCUCUAAUUAAGUUGUUUAGAGCGGGAACUCAUGUCUCAUGUGAUGUAUUUACUUAUUUAAUAAGAAGAAUGGAACAGGAAGUCCCCGAGCUGUACUUUUCUAUUACAAAGCCUUUAGGUAUCAGUGCAUCUGGGUUUUCAACAUUUUCUCAAAUGCUGUCAAUAUUUUACUGUAAUUUAUGUUCUUAUAUUUAUGUAUAUUUGUUAAAACUGUAAAAAAAUUUUCACAGAUUUUUUUCCAAUACCUGUGCAAAAUGUAUGUGUAGCUCAAAACUAUUUGUGAUCUACUGCUUGCAUGUGAGAGACCAGGAUAUGUAACUCUUAUAUUUUAAAUGUAUACAUACUGUGUAUAUAUAAAUAUUAAAAAUGGGGAAUUUCACAUUUUACCUUUCAGACACCAGUUUUUAUCACAAUUAGAAGGAAAUGGGCAAAGAAAGACAACCUUAGGAUAAGACUAGUUUAAAAGUUAUAAACAAACUUAAUCAAAACAAAGUGAACUAUAGACAAAGAAAUUUAAUAAGCAUUUUCUAUUACUAACCAAGGUCUUUUCCCUAUCAAAGUGGUCUCCUUGCUGCCACCUGAGUAUUGAAUAAAGAAAAGUCAAAUGCAGGACAUUGAAAGAACUAAUGAACACUGACCUCGCCUGUCUUCGUUCUUACAUCUGUAUAUCCAGCAACUGAGCGGAAUGUCUAGUGUCCAAAGGUGUGAUGUGAAUAUUGCCACAAAAUUCAUUGCUCUCAGUGUAAGAUUUUACUUUAUUAAUGCAAAAGGAAUACAGAUAUAUUUCUUUAGUCUGCAGAUUUUUUUUAUUAUGGUGCAGCUUUUUAAAUUAUGUUUUAGAAUUAUACAAAUGAAGAUAUGCCAUUCCAUAAAGUUUGGAUAUUCCCAUCAACCUUACUGAAACACAAGCAUUGUCAUCGUUGGAGGUCAGAUUACCAUGGUAACUACUCAGUUAAAUUUGCCAAAUCCUUGUCAUGGUAACCAGUGUGGCCUGUCAACUCCAGCUACUUACCACUUCUAAACAACUUCUAAAGUUUUCCUCUCAGCUUCUCAGUUUUGUUUUAGGAGGACUAUUGUUUUUAUUUGGCUGCUUAAAGCCAGAGUCCCCUUCUUUGAUGUGACUCAUGGACACUGUUGGGCAAUGUGCAGUGUGUGGCUUGCUCCUGUCCACUCCUGAGCGCUGCAGAGGACCCGUGCGUGCUCUCAGGCUUGCUUGUUCCUGGUACAGUGUAGUUCCCCUUUCAUUUGAAUAAAAGCAUGGCACCAACUGACACUGGUUCUUCAAUAAAGUGAGUGUUGUCUUGU
Messenger RNA from Mastomys coucha (southern multimammate mouse), 7680 nucleotides. RefSeq names its product calmodulin regulated spectrin associated protein family member 2 (gene Camsap2). Bases 671 to 5089 code for a protein of 1472 amino acids. Gene Ontology annotation, molecular function: microtubule minus-end binding; calmodulin binding; spectrin binding. NCBI's taxonomy places the organism in Eukaryota, Metazoa, Chordata, Mammalia, Rodentia, Muridae. The record is from RefSeq and is a predicted model, not a curated record. Gene Ontology annotation, biological process: neuron projection development; negative regulation of microtubule depolymerization; cytoplasmic microtubule organization. The transcript is spliced from 18 exons. Gene Ontology annotation, cellular component: microtubule minus-end.